Messenger RNA from Aphanomyces astaci, 1701 nucleotides. RefSeq lists its product as hypothetical. The record is from RefSeq and is a predicted model, not a curated record. The transcript has a single exon. NCBI's taxonomy places the organism in Eukaryota, Oomycota, Saprolegniomycetes, Saprolegniales, Verrucalvaceae. The coding region runs from base 32 to 1654 and encodes 540 amino acids.
CGAGAACCAGCACCCGACGAAAGUGAGUGCCAUGACGACGAUCUUUCGACGUGGAUCGUCCUAUAAAGCACCGCCCGCCGAAGACGACACCUCCGAUGCUUCUUCGCAGGCAGCCAAGGCUAUCUCCAAGGGCAAAGGGUCAAAGCAGGCCAAGAAGGGCCUGUCAAAAGCGGACUCUCCGGCUAAUGCGAAGCCAGAGAGUCCAGCCCGUCAUGGCGUUCAAUCGAACCCGACCACGAUUGAACCUUCAGCAUUGCCAGAAGCCGUUGGAUCUCGAGUCGAUGGAAAGUCACUGGUACUGUUCAAGAAAUGCAUAGUCCCUGCGCCACGACCUUCCAAUCCAGACACCGCUUCAACCAGGGCGUCGCCAGAUCCACAGAACGCAACACAUAGUGACGGCAUCUCAACACCCGUCACAAGAAAACCUACGACAUCGAAGCCAUCCAAGGCGUCCAAGUCGAGUACUGUCCCCAGCAAAGCGGCUCGUGCUGGCCACAAGAGCAAGGCGUCGACGAAGAAAGCGACGUCAACAUCUAAAAAACUCGACGCCGCGGGCAUGAAAGCCCUAGUCACGCUACGCAUGCGUGCGACGAUCGCGUUCGUCCGGUUCCUUCGAAAGGCUGGCGUCGAGUCUGGCCAUGUGCCGUCGUUGGUCGCUCGCUUCUACGACGCGCAUCCCGGUUUCAAAGGCAGCAACCUGAAUGGCGAUCGGCUGCAGCGAUACUCCAAGGGCCUCGUGACUGUCGACGCGUCCAACACCAACAUGCUUACCGUCCACCCCCUGGACAACCUUCCGCAUGGCACGUUCCGCGUCGACGACGUCCGGGAAGUCGACUUUGCCUUUACAUUUGCGUUUUGUGUGCGCUUUUGCGACUUUUUCAUGUCAAAGUACCCGACGGGGUGCUCUUUUUACACGGCGACCAAGGGAUUUUGUGCGCAAUACGGUGUCGCGUGGAACGGGUCGCCCAUCCUGAAGCCCAUGCUCGAGUUCUACUGCCAUCAUGUGCUCAAUUUUGACACUGCCAACAAGGUGACGGUCAGAAUAGACGCCGCCCGCCACGUCACUCGGCUUGUGUCGCUGCUGUUUCUCGUGUGGGUGCAAAAACACUACGCCGCCACCAAGGACGCGCCGUGGAUCGAAGCGUGCAAUCGGUUCCGACGCCAGUUUCACUUGGAGCGCCAAAAGAUGAACCAUUACGACGUCCUGGGGUGUCCGUGGAUGCACCAUGUCGUCAUGGACAAGUCCAAACCCGUGUGGCGCGUCCAUUGGGCGACGUCCGCCCCAGCGCCCCCCCCCAGCUUGCUCAACCUGUUUGUGCAGCACAUGCACGUGACUUCCGAGGUACAGGUCCCGCUGUUUGAAGACAUGUCGAUGUGGUUCUCGCGUGAAGUGUCCGACACCGACGACCGCCCCCAUGCCGCCACCGCUCGGGUUGUCGGCGGAUCUGUUGCCCCCCGUGAGGAUACCAAGGACAAUAAUGACGAGGAUACCCCACAGAUCUCGCCACGAACCAAACGUAGCAGCGGCGCCGUCCGUCCGGACGCGUCCAAGCGACGGCGCGGGGACCCACUUGGCGUCAUCGUGGAUGCCAAGCACGACUUGUUCCAGCAAGUGGCGUACAGUAACGUCGUCGGCCACUCGGUCGAGAUUUAACGGAAGAGAUUUAAGUUUUGAAUUACUUUGCCCCCAAGCCAAUCGUG